AUGACCAGAGAACACCAGCCGCCGCCGCCGCCGCCGCCGUCCCAGUCGACUGAUGUCACCGCCUCUUCGACCAGCUCCGCGGCCAACCCGCACCACAUUUCACCCAACGCACCGCCUCGUCCGCUGCUGCCACGCCUGCCUCGCAGUGCCGCCGUGCUCAGGAGGUCGCCCGCAGACGACCCGCGAUCGCCUGGACCGCGCCCAGAGGACGACGACGAUGAGAAUGCAUCAGCCACCGAGACCGAGACCGACAUGAGCGAGGACGAAAUCGCGCCCGGCAACGACACCGUCCGAGUGCAAGCGCGCUCAGACGUUGUGCCGCCCGGCAAAGGGUCGCCUGACGAGAUUGAGAUUGAGCGCCUGCGCAGUCUGCAGCUGAAGAUACUGCAGCAGCAGCAGCGAGCACGCAUGAGGAAUGUGUCGGGCACCGCGGGCACGCCUGGCCUGGGUGCCCGGCGAGUGUCCCCCAUCAAAGAAGAGCCCCUCUCCGCCAUGUCGCCCACCCUCGAAGGCGCCUUUGCAAGCACACCGAGCCCGUUGCCAACAGGAGCCACGGUAUCCACCGAAUCAACCGAAUCCACUGAAUCGGCAAAGACCAUCCGCGGGAGCAUGCCACCCACACCAGCUGGCCACGUAGCACUGCGAACGCCGUCGUACCCCUUCCCCACCGUCCCCGGCACGCCACGAUGGGCGGCGUCGUUCCACAUGCCCUUCACCAGCCUGUCGCCUACCGUCUCUGCGAUCUAUUCCAGGGAGUGGGCUGUACCAAAGGACCGCAUCGCCUCGGAAUCAAGCACACCGGCGGCGUCGACCACCCCAUUUGCGCCGGGUGAGCGGGGGGCCUUCUUCUCCGAAGCCGAAGAUCCUCGUUAUCCCAGCCCCAACCUUUACGAGCUGGUUCUACAGCUUGGCAUUGAGCCUGGACUGGUAGCAUGGUGGACAGCAGUAACCACAAUCGUCAGAGAGCAUUACGGCGCAGAAAGAGCUACGCUAGCUGUACCAGCAGAUGCGUCUGACAUCGAAAACGUGCCGUGGGGACAGAAGAUGACUUACACGGCCACUCUGGGAGACCACAGCCCACGUGCUGCGACAUAUCAGGAAGCAGCUAUCAAGAGCCACCCAAUCCGAGUGCAGCAGCCCACUCCACAGAUGGAAGAAAGACCGCCCCCAACCACAAUCCCGGAAAGGAGACCUAAGCUAUUCUCACACCACUCUUUUGCCGGCCACGAGCGCCAAAAGGCUGAAGCAGCCUUCCCUGAAUCGUCUGCCCCGUUGAAACCAAUUCGACCGAGGGGACCAUUAAGGGCUGUUAGCCAUGCCCCGCAGACGCCUUUGAGGGAACAUCCUUUGAGACAAGUCUCUCAAGCCUCUUUUGAUGGAUCAUCGUCGCCGUUUCCAAGCUUUACUUCCGCCUCAGCUCAUGAUCCGUCGUUCAGUGAUCCGGACUUCUCAAGCGUCGGCGGAGAACCAACGUCGCCCAAGGCGGUCUUUAGCGUACUUCGUGCCCUCGACCACGAACCGGACGCCUUGAUCGACAAUACUGGGGUGAAUAGAGUUCUGGAAAGAGGACGCCUGGUAACUCUGACACGAGACUAUUCGACGUCCAUGUCGACCUCUCGUGAAAACCUCGCCGAAAAGGAGAAGCUAGAGGAAGGCAAACCUUCGGCCGUGCAAGCUAGCGCCGCAGGAGCAGAAGCACAGAAAGCUGCACGUAGCCACGGCGGGCUCACUGCAAAGUCCGGAAAUCUAGCAACUACCCUAGGACUACAACCUCGUUACGAAGAAUAUGAGCAGUAUCCAACUUCGCCGUGGGCACAGUCGCCCGCCCCGUCGCCCGCGAUACAGAACGACGCAGACGCCAACCCCUUCUUCGCUACGAGCAAUGUUGAUGAGGACACAUUCAAUCCCUCGAGAUCGCCCCAGGACUAUACACAAUAUGGCGUUGUUGAAGCAAUUGGUGUAGACAGGGCUAGCACUGUCAUCCACAUCCCACUUAUCCACCCCUCUUUGUCGCAGGUCAUGCACGCCGCUGAGACAAGCACACCGUCACGGACGUCAGGUUUAUCACGAAGACAAUCCAUGCAAUCUUCACAAACUUCGACACCGCGAGUCGAAGACUUUGUUCGUAAAGCACCCAUCGCCAUUCUCUCGAUCCUAUCACCCGUCGUCCCUUACCCGCGCAACCUGACCAACUCGCUUAAGCACCUUGGACCUCAUCUUGCGACCUCUUUCUCGAAUGCUUGGCAGUUCACGAACGCGCAGGUCCAAGUCAACUCGAUCAGGCAGCGGCGGGCAGGAGGACAAGGUCCUGUAAGCACCAAUAUCUCGGAUCCUGAGAGCCUGGACGAUUUGCUGCAUCUUGACCUGGGAGAUCUCUCAAACUCCGCACCUGGAAGUGUCACUAGUCCGUCCGAUUAUUCUGGCCGCUCUAAACACAGUCCUGGUGGUUCCAUCACCGGCACUCCUGGCUGGGAUGCUGCUUCUUUGGGCUUCUCAAGCAAGCACUCCAUAAGUAGUACACCAGGCCAUCUUUCGGGGAGCGACGCUGUCGAGGGUUAUUUUGAUGCGAAGAAGAAGAUGACAAGUGCGCCGAGCCAAUCGAAGACGUCUGACAAAAAGGUCGAGAAAAAAGCGAGCGUCAAUCCGGUUGUAGAAUACUUUGAAGAUGAUAUUCCCACGCCGAAGAACGAGAAAGGAACCAAAGAUGAGCCCUCGAACACUGGAAAGAACGCACAACACCAACGUGGCCACUCACUGCUGCAUUCAUAUGGCGCUGACUUUGGAUCAUCAUUCCAAUCUCUACCGGCAGCGACUACCCCUGGAGGUCGCGCGCCCGAGACUCCUGGACAUGCAAGACGAAAUUCUAUCACCGAGACUUUCGAGAUGCCGCCUCCGUCUGAAAGUCUUCUGCGCACAAUUAUUGAUUCUCUGCCUGUCCAGAUUUUUACAGCUGCGCCAAACACCGGUGCAAUUACCUGGGUGAACUCGAAGUUUCUGAUUUAUGGAGGUCAGGACACUCGUCAAGUAUUACAAGAUCCUUGGGAAUCUAUCCAUCCAGACGAUCGUGAAUCGUAUCUUGAACAGUGGAACAAGUCAUUACGCACAGGUCAACAACUCCAGAAGAAAGUCCGUCUGCAGCGAUUCGACAAAUGCUACAGAUGGUUCUAUGUCCGAGUGGCGCCUCUCAAGAAUAAACGUCAACAAAUUGUGCACUGGAUCGGAACCAACAUGGAUUUCCAUGAGCAGCAUCUCGCCGAACUGAACUCGGCUCGACAACAAGAGACAGCUGCUUCUGAGGCGAAGUACAGAGCCCUUGCAAAUUCAAGCCCCCAGAUUGUGUUCGUUGUUUCCAAUCGCAGGGGUUUGACAUUCUGCAACUCACAGUGGACCACCUUCUCUGGACAGGCGGAGAAGGAGGCUCUUGUCAAUGGCUUCUUGGAGUACGUGCAUUCAGACGACGUCAUCAAAUGCAAGCUACCGGACAUUGGUGAAGAUGGAUCUGCCAAUGUGCCAACCUCGAUGCCCCCAGAGCAUAGCCGGCACAACUCGCAGAACUCUUCUUCGUCUGACGAUUCUUCUGAAACCGACAGGACGGUCACAAGCCCCGGCUCGACACCUGACAAAAUGGAUAUGCCUCAAGCGAAGUUGUCAAAAUUGGCAAGCACAGGCAUCCUCAAGGUCGCCAAAGAUACUGAUGGCCGUGCCUUCUACUCUACAGAGGUACGAUUGCGUAACAAGGAUGGUGAAUACAGAUGGCACUUGGUCAGGAUUCUGCUUGAGAAAUCACUUGCUGAGGACAGUGCUGAGGAGAGCUGGUACGGCACCGCUACUGACAUCAACGACCACAAAUUGCUCGAGCAAACGCUGAAGGAGACUAUGGAUGCUAAGACGAGAUUUUUGAGCAACAUGUCACAUGAAAUUCGUACACCCUUGAACGGCAUCUCAGGCAUGGUCAAUUUCCUCCAGGACAGUCCACUCAAUGCGGAGCAGUUGGAGCACGUCAACAUCAUCAACGCUAGUACUGCCAGCUUACUUAAUCUGAUCAACGAUAUUCUUGAUCUCUCCAAGGUCGAAGCUGGUAUGAUCAAGCUGUCCAUGGAGUGGCUGCACUUGCCAUCACUCUUGGAAGAGGUGAACGACCUCAACAUGGGUUUGGCUAUUCAGAAGGGUCUUGAGUUAAAUUACUUGGUGGAAGAGGGCGUGCCCUCCAUGGUCAAGGGCGACAAGUUCCGCAUUCGACAGGUACUACUCAAUGUUGUAGGAAACGCGAUCAAGUUCACACCAAAGGGAGAGAUAUUCGUACGCUGCAGACUGCAAUCCCCAGAACGUUCCGGACCGCUGGGAGAAAACGAAACGAUGGUCCGAUUUGAAGUGGUUGAUACAGGACGUGGAUUCACCGAGAGUGAGGCAAAGUACCUGUUUAAACGGUUCAGCCAGAUCGACGCCAGCAGCACAAGACAGCACGGUGGCACAGGUCUUGGAUUGGCCAUCUCCAUGCAAUUCGUCGAAUUACAUGGAGGAAAGAUGGACGCGCGCAGUGUGCCUGGCAAGGGCUCUACAUUCUUCUUCACGAUCAAGUUUGGUCUUCCUACGCCGACCGAUUUCCCGAAACCACUGGUGGCGACACCUCUUACGCCAGCUACGGAACUGUCUAGUAUUGUUCCACCAUUGCCAGUUCCACAGCCAUCGCCAUAUCAGAAGCCGGCAUUCCCACAGAUCAGCGGCAGUGCACAGAGUAUGAAGCUGAAUCGCGUGUCCAGUAUAUCUUCGGAGCAGAGUGUCAGGUCUCCAGCUGCAAGUUCAGCGGCCUCGAUCAGAUCACAAGAUUCACCAUCGCUCUCCUCUGGUAGCUCGGAUCAUUCGCUCACAAGCGCAGCACUCACGGGCAAGUCGAGCUUGCGGUCUGAGAGGUCGUCUGCCUCCUCCUUCUUAGCGGAUAGCCGCAUUACAAGCCCGGACCCGGAAAUCAAUCUUUCCUUGCCACCAAAACGAGCCGACAGCCAGGGCACUAUAUCAACAGACUCACUGACAUCAAAUGCCACAGCCCGCCCUGCAACAGCACCAGCUCAUAUCACGUCACCGUUGGCCCAACCGCCUAUGUAUUCCAUUUUGGUUGUAUGUCCUCUGGUACACAGUAGAGAGGCCACCAUCCGGCAUAUCAAGAACACUCUUCCACAAGGCAUCCCACACCAGGUCACCGGAGAAGAGAGCCUGAUAGGCGCACAGAGGAUGCUUGGUGGAGAUAGUCCGGUCAUAUUUACUCAUGUUGUAUUGGUCCUCCAUGACACCGCGGAGGUACAUGCCAUCGUAGACCAGAUCUUCAGUUCUGUCCACUACGGCAGUACAUUCGUUGUGGUCGUCUCUGAUCCGUCGCAAAAGAAGGAGCUUAUGAAGGAGGCAUCGGUCUAUGAUUACGAGCAGUUGAAUCUCGACCGACGACUUCAGUUCAUCUACCGGCCUCUGAAACCUUCCAAGUUCGCCGUCAUCUUCGACCCGGAAAAGCAGCGUGAGUCCAGUACAGAUCGCAAUCAAGAUACCGCGCAGCAAGUUGUUGUCAGCCAGAAGCUCGUCUUCGAGGAGCUCAAGAAGCGUCUCGGUGGUAAGGGCCAUAAGGUUUUGCUUGUCGAGGACAACCAGAUCAAUCAGACUGUCAUUCUCAAGUUCCUUGCCAAGAUCGACGUGACAACCGAUACAGUUCUUGAUGGCGUGCAAUGCACGGACACUGUGUUUGCAAAGCCGCCGGGAUACUAUUCUAUCAUCUUGUGCGAUCUCCACAUGCCGAAUAAGGACGGCUACCAAGCCUGUAAGGAGAUCAGACGUUGGGAGAAAAAGAAUGGCUACAAUCGCCACCCGAUCAUCGCCCUCUCCGCCAACGUUCUUGGCGAUGUCUACGCGAAGUGCGUCGAGGCUGGCUUCAACUCUUACGUCACAAAACCAGUCGCCUUCAAAGAACUCUCUCUCGUCAUGACAAAGUUUGUGGAUCCGGUCGAUCCAUCCAAACCACCUGAACUUAUGAAACUUCGAAAAUCCUGA
Ascochyta rabiei is the source of this 6033-nucleotide messenger RNA. RefSeq lists its product as uncharacterized. NCBI's taxonomy places the organism in Eukaryota, Fungi, Ascomycota, Dothideomycetes, Pleosporales, Didymellaceae. Gene Ontology annotation, molecular function: protein binding; histidine phosphotransfer kinase activity; phosphorelay sensor kinase activity. The transcript has 3 exons. The record is from RefSeq and is a predicted model, not a curated record. Bases 1 to 6033 code for a protein of 2010 amino acids. Gene Ontology annotation, biological process: protein autophosphorylation; phosphorelay signal transduction system.